Messenger RNA from Purpureocillium lilacinum, 5334 nucleotides. RefSeq lists its product as uncharacterized. The record is from RefSeq and is a predicted model, not a curated record. NCBI's taxonomy places the organism in Eukaryota, Fungi, Ascomycota, Sordariomycetes, Hypocreales, Ophiocordycipitaceae.
AUGGACUACACCAGCCUGCGCGCCGCCGCCCUCCGCGAUGGCGAGGACGAAGAGGCCGUCACCGUCGACACCCGCGCCCUCAUCGACAAGGUCCUGGCCAGAUACUCGGGCGAGUGGACGACGCUCCGCGAGCUCAUACAGAACGCCGCCGAUGCGCAGGCGACCACCGUCAGCGUCAAAUGGGAGACGAUACCCUCGAUGCAGGUGCCGCUGCCUCCCAACACGACGAGCCGAUCCGAGCUGCUCAAGCACACCUUGUCAAACCACACCCUGCGAAGACUCGUCGUCCAGAACGAUGGGCAGCCAUUCACGAAGACGGAUUGGGGCCGGUUAAAACGCAUCGCCGAAGGCAACCCUGACGAGACCAAGAUCGGAGCGUUCGGCGUCGGCUUCUACAGCGUCUUUGCCGACUGCGAGGAGCCGUUUGUCAGCUCCGGCAGCGAGGCCAUGGCUUUCUACUGGAAGGGAAACUCUCUCUUCACCAAGAAGUCCCACCUGCCCGAGGACAAGGCCAGCAAGCACACCACCUUUGUGCUCGACUAUCGAAAUGCGACGACGCCUGUGCCGAACCUGCUCUCUGUCAGCCAGUUCCUCGCGACCAGUCUUACCUUUGUCGCGCUGCAGAAUAUCGAGUUCUGGAUCGACGACUACAAGAUCUUGUCGCUCACCAAGAAGUCGUCUCCUAGCGCCGAGCUGCCUCUGCCCCGCGAUCUGGAAGCGCGGACAAAGGAGGGCCUCAUGAAGGUCGUCAGCGUGGAUCGCACAAGCACGCAGAUCGAUGCGUCGUACAUGUCAGUCGUAGGCUGGAAGCCGCAGGCGGCUGCCUCAUCUACCAAGAGCGCCGAUGCAUACGGUUCUGCGGAAGGCCCGUCGUUGAGGUCCUUCUUUGCCCGCCUUACGUCCAGCUCGUCACAAGCUGGCAGCAGGUCCAAGUCGCAGAGCGAAGAAAGCAUCGUGCAGCCCAGGAUCGCCGAAGACGUCACAAAGGUGAACACAUCGGCCAUCUUCCUGCGUGCCACGUCGGCAGCCAUCAAGACUAACGUCUCGGCAUCGUUUGCGUCUGAGCUCGAGCGAGCUACCAAGAAGCCGCCGCCGCGGACCACCAGACUCUCCAUCCUGACAGCGUCUUAUGACGAGACCGAGGCUUCUACAGCGUCAGCAAGCGAUGGCGCAUUCACCAGAGCUACGGACGUGUUUGCUUCGGUCUUGCCGAGCAAGAAGCCUGGCGGUCGUAUCUUCAUCGGCUUCCCUACAAUGCAGACAACAGGAGCCGGAAUGCACAUGUCUGCACCUUCGGUCAUUCCCACAGUCGAGCGAGAGGCCAUCGAUCUAAACGCUCGGUGGGUGCGGACAUGGAACGUGGAGCUUCUGCGGGCAGCCGGCAUCAUCACCAGACUUGCCUUUGCCAACGAGAUGGAUGACCUCAGCAAGCGGCUUCGCAACACGGCUGAGCAGGGUAAGAAGAUUUCCGCUCAGAAUAUCGCAAAGUACAUGCCCGAGGCUCUGCAUACCUUGAAGACAUUCACUUUUGGCGACUCGACCCCGAGCGGGCAGGUCGGGCAGAUCAUGGAGGAAGCUUUCUGGACUUGCUUCAAGAAGGCCUCCAUCGAGAUGUACUCCAGCCAGGGCGUCCUUCAGACGACUCAGGUCCGCCUUGGGUCUGACGAGCUGAGCUCGUUCGUGGAUAGCAUUCCGAUUGUCCCUGAAGAGAUGAAGACGGCCCCGUUCGUGCGCAAACUUAUUGACUUUGGGCUGGUUUCCCACAUCACCGUCACUGACGUCAAGAAGGAGCUUGAAGCAAAGGCCCUCAACAAGUCGCAAGCUACAAACUUCAUCUCGUGGGCCGGCAAAAAGAGUGCCAGCGGAGAGCUGGAUCCCGGCAGCCGAUCUGCUUUGCUUGAGGUCGCCGUAGCUACGAUAGGCCCGGAAGACAAUCAAGGCGAGAUCAUUGCUCUCGGCAGCAUCACGAAUUUCCAAAAUGUCAACAAAAUACCGGCCCAUCUACCGAUACCUCCAACAACAAUCCCCUACGCGUUCACGGCCCACUCAUCAGUGGCGGAGCUCCAUGCCCUCGGCUGGGAGGCGCUGGACGUCCUUCCGUGGUUGAGGUUCUUGAUUGAGACUGCGAGGUCAAGAGCCGAGGAAGAGAGCCUCACGAAAUCACCCAAAUUUGCAGUCCAGGUUUUGACAGUCUUGUCCAAGAACUGGGAUCUCAUCACCGCAAGGGACAGGGAGGCUGUGGCUUCUCUUGUCAAGAGCCACCCAGUCGUGCCGACAAAGUUGGGAAUGCGAAAGCCCAACGAGUCUUUUUUCCCUUCUGUCAAGCUCUUCGAUGACCUGCCUGUUAUUCAGGGAUGCGAGAAGGUCAAAGAAAAGUUCCUGACGGCUGUUGGAGUGCGUAAAACAGUCGACCUGGAUACUAUCUUCACCAGGCUUCUCAACGCAUCCGGCAAUGCGGGUGAGAAGAGGUGGAGCCACAUGGAGUUAAUCAAGUACCUGGCUUCUGUCCAGAAUGACAUUCCCUCAGACGAUCUGAAAAAGCUGAGAGAGUCAAGGAUCUGUCCAGCUGAGGCUGGUCCGAAAGGAAUGGAGCCAACCCAAGGCACGUCGACCUUAUACAAGGUUUCAGAGCUGUUCGAGCCAAAGGACACGCUUCGAGCACUGGGCCUGUCCAUCUUGCAAUGGCCUGGACCACCUGGAAGCUGGCGUGCGAGCAGCGCCGAAGCCCGGUUCCUGGCUCUCCUGGGGCUUCGCACGCAACCCUCUGUUCCUGAGCUUGUGGAGAUGAUGGCCUCAAAGGACAGCUCUCUGCGUGCUUCGGCAAUGACUUAUUUCAUUGCCAACCAUCACAUCAACCGCUAUGCCUCCUUCAACCUCGGGGACACCAGAAAGGCCAUUCUCCCGUUGCAAGGUAGCGGGCAACUUGUCCCACCUGCGGCGUGUUUUACGAAUGAAAGAGCGGCGGUGCUUGGAUUUGACAUUCUCAGAAAGGACCUGCAUGACCAUGCAAACAAGUUUGGUGUCGCCAGAGAUCCCCCCAUGGUCGAGUGUGUCAACAGGUUGCUUGCCAAUCCUCCGAAGGAUCAACGGUCUGCCAUAACUCUAUUCGGAUACUUUGCCUCCCGGAUCAGCGAGGUGCGCGACAACAGCCUGGCAAAACUAAAGAAUGCGCCCAUAGUGCCUGUCAGCAGGUCCACGGCCUCCCGCGCGGCGGAAAAGUCAGGAGGUGUCUCGUACAUCACUCCCACGCACACCUACCUUGGCAGUUCUGUUACGUAUGGCGAAAUUUUCGACUUUGUCGAUUUUGGCCAAGAAGCAAACGCGUUUCUGUUCCACUGUGGAGCGAAGAGCGAACCAACCAAGCUCGAAGUGGCACAUAUGGUGUGCACGGAGCCGGCAAGGUUGCUCAGCGUUUUGCAGAGCCCAGAAAAGUACCUAGAUCUCCUGAAGUCUCUUGCCGAAGUGGCGUCAACACUGCAGCGGGACAAGGAACUCUGGAGGCGCCUGAAGACGUCUGCUUGCCUGCUGGCGUACAAGGAACUCGCAUCUCCCAGCAAAGGGGAUCUAAUCGACUUGGAAGAUGAAGACGACGCGCCAAUCAAGCAGUACCAGCUGGCAUCGGCAAGCCAAAUUGUGGUGCUGGACGACAUCAUUAGCUACCGCCUGUUCAAGGAGCAUCUGAUUUGUGCCCCCGAGGAAGACGCCCUGGAAACAUUCUACCUGCAGCUUGGUGCCCAAAAGUUGAGCAGCCUUGUGCAGGAAGAUGUGCGAAUCGGUCACCAGAUGCUCAACCAUAAGAACGCAGAGCCGUUGAGGAGACAUGUUCUCGAGCGGUCCAAGAUCUUCUUGUAUGAGUAUGCGAACUACCGCCGCGACGCCAUCAAGCACGACACCAAGUGGCUCGAUAAACAUCUUCGCGUGUCCAUGGUCCGCUCUGUGGCGCUACGUCGCAGCCUCAAAGGGCAGCGUCAGUCUCAUACAGAGAAGCGAUCGGCGGCUGGCGCCUACGACCAAGGCGUCUGGACUUUGUACGUGUCGGACGAGUCCCGACCAGACAUGUACCAGAUCGGCCAGGCCGUAUGUCAGAUACUGUUGAGCCGUCCCAAUCAGCAGGCGUAUCUCUUCUUCGAGCCAUUCCUCACACUCGACUUGUACGGCCUGCGCGCGCGCGGAUACAACGUUGACCGAAUUCUCCGUGCCAAGGCCGCCGAGGCGAGGAUUGCUGAGGAGCAGAGGCAAAAGGCGCUGGAAGAGGAGCGAAAGAGGAUUCAGGAGCGGGAACAGACAUGGGCACAACAGGACGGUGAGGCCGGUUUACCCACCGCUGCUCCCGCUGCUCGUGAAGAGGCCCAAACGCCCUCGAAACCUACGAUGCCCGGAUCCUGGGGCUCACCGGAGCACAGCGCCGUUAACAACGCCGGCAACUCCAACAAGGGUGGCGGCCUAUUCUCCAGACUCACUCGUCAGCUGGGUCUCGACAAUCCGACCGAGAACGACGCGCAGAAGCAGCUCGAAAGGUUUGUGGACGCACCCCCGACCCAAACGUCGAGCACAGGACAGCAAUCCAGUACUGGGAAGCGUCCGCAGCAGGAUACGGGCCGUGUCACCAGUCCCGCUGUCGUUCAGCAGAACCUGCUUAAUGCGAUCCACGCGACACGAGCGCAUGGAUCUAAUAGCGUAUUCUCUCAGCCGAACGUCAGCGAGGUGAAGGAGCAGGCGACAUACUGCGACAGCACUCCUGCGACGAACAUCAAUUUUGCUGCGGAGGCGUCCAACGGCAUGAAGGUAUACGUGUCAAAGGACAUGACACGGCCAGCAGCAGAGUUCCUGACUACGAACCUGACCGCCAUCAACUCCUUCGCGGCGUUGUUGGUCGAUGUGGGCAGCAUUUACUCGUUGUCUCCCGGGGUGGUACACAUCUUCUACGACGAAGCCGGUGGGACUAUUGCCUUCAACACGGGCGGUAGCAUCUUCUGCAACUUGCGGUUCUUCCUCCAGCUCCACGCCACCCAGUUGACUGGCCAGAACCCAGGUGCCGCCAAGGCUGAAGCUGCAACUUGGUGGUGGGUCGUGUUUGCCCACGAGCUGGCUCACAACUUGGUCUCGCCUCACAACGCCGAGCACAGCUACUAUACCGAGUCGUUCAUCCAGCAGUACAUGGGCAAGAUGGUUGCCAAGACGAUGCAAUGGACGCAAGCCGGUGCACCAUUGCCUCAACGAGCUCUUCCCCCGCCUCCGCCAGCCGCGCCCCAACCGCGUGGGCCGGCGCAGAGCGACGCACCUCCUCCGCCGUAUACAAUCACCUCGAAUAGACGCGACAACAUGUUUGGUUAG